Molecule: messenger RNA, 420 nt
Organism: Cooperia oncophora
Lineage: Eukaryota; Metazoa; Nematoda; Chromadorea; Rhabditida; Trichostrongylidae
Source: the annotation of a GenBank genome assembly
AUGUUUCACACUAUCGAAACUCACCUGAGCACGUGCACCUUGCUGGUGGAACCUCCACAAUUGUAUUUUGAACAACCCCUUCAAGACGUCGAAGUUCAAUACGGAGAAUCGGUCACGCUGUUCUGUAGCGUCUUCGGCGCACCUCAGGCCGCCGUCAAGUGGUUCCACAGAGGACACGUAGUUGCCGCAUAUUCAGCACCAUCAGUGGAAACUGCAGUGCACACGACUCGUAUCGCCAGUGGAAUGAUCGAGACGAAGCUCUUCGUGCCAUGUGUAACCCGACAUACUCUUGGUGAAUACACCUGCGAGGCGAUAUCGCCUUGUGGCGAAGUGAUUUCAUCGACUGCAAUUGUCGGUCUUUCAAAUUCGCUCAGAGGAUGUGAACUGGAAGAUGAAAGGUGCAAACUAAUAGGUGCCUAA